GAGAUGUAAACUUGCAUUUGCAAGAAAAAAGUCAGAAUUGUGAGAUAAAACGUCGCAAUUACCUAUUUAAUUUUUUUAUUCAGUAGGCUAACAUUCAGUGUGAACCUGCCCUAAUACAUGAUAUCUUAGAUGAAAUCAGCAAGCAAGCUGAUAAAUAUUUGCAACACUGAGGAAAAAAUGGAUUGUGUUCAUGGGAUCAGGAAAAGCUCUCUGGUAUGAUUUGAUUUACAUUUAAAACUGUUUGACUUAUGUAUGGAUGUAUGUGUGUCCAAACGUCUGUUAUACUAAGUUCUGUUUUUACUUCUGUUUCCUUGAAAAUAUAAAGUUGGGGAAAAAAACAUGUUUAGAACAUAUUUUUUAGCUGGGAAUACAGUGUCACUCUCAAACACGAGUCAAACGCGCUUUACUAGAGUAUGAAAACUGAAGUUAGAAUGCAAAUUGCUUGAACGCGCAUGAAAGCGGCAGGUGACGUCACACACGAAAAUGUCACAAAGCGGCUUUGAUCUUUACGCGCGCCGUGAGUUUGACAGGCGGUUGCUAGGGCGGUUGCUAGAGACUCAGAUGCGGAUCUCUGACACUGAUCAGAAAUGAAGCUGUUGAGAAGACCCCUGCCCCCUAUAAAGACAGCACACUACAGCACACCGCCUGCGCCCAGAACCACAGACCAGGAACGCGCGAGUCCGUUUGCAGUCCACAAACUUAUCUUGAGGAUUGUGUAACGUGUCGUGUUGGCACAUUACCCAGAAUCCUCAGAGGUUUCCCUCAUCAGCCUCAGCGCACGCCCACGGGUCGCCGACUCCUGACCUCUUCUGCCUCAAUGACUUCCUGCAGGUCGGCCGGUCGGGCCGCGGGUCACUGGACGAGCUGAGGAAGAUGGUGCUGUCCAGCCGUAACUACAAAAAGCUGCUGCAUUUGUUCCUGUCGGAGCUGCACAGAGGCCGGCAGUGUGAAAUAGCCAAUCAGACGCUGAGCUGCGAGGGUCUGCCGCCGGUCGCACGCAGGAUCCCUCAGAGACAGAUCAUAUGCGAGUUAGCAGCCGUGGUUCAGAUAGAAGCACAAGCACGAAACUCUUUCAGGAGUAAUUCUGGAGUGUGUCGACCGUCUGAAGAUCAAUCAGUGGAUCAGCUGUGGACGUCAGCAGAGCGACGGACUGAACGCACAGCACAUGAAGUUCUUCUGAACGCGGUGACCAGCAAACACUUCCAGGGCUCCCGUCGCUCUCGCUCGCCGUUCCGCUGCGGAGGAGAGUGUGACGUCAUCAGCGCGUCUGAGCUGAACGUCCUCGACUGCCUCACACGAGGAGGAACGAGCCUCAGCUUCAAGGCUCAUUUCAUCCGUGAUCUUCCUGACGUGACGUCACUGUCUGAGCGUCUCCAGUAUCUGAACCUGUCCUUCAAUGACCUCACACACGUUCCUCAGGAGGUGUGUGAUCUUCAUCAGCUGCAGGUGCUGAAGAUGAGGAAUAACCCCAUAGAGGAGCUUCCCGCUCAAAUCAACAAACUCCACAAGCUCCAGACGCUGGUCGUCUCCUUCUGCAAGAUCACACAGCUGCCCAACCAGCUGUACUCUCUGCCCUGUCUGCAGCAUCUGGACGUGUCCUAUAAUCUCCUCAGAUCCCUCAGCAGUGACGUCAGACACCUCAGGUCUCUGAGGUCUCUGAACGUUGAAGGGAAUCAGUUAGCGGCUCUUCCCGCCGGUCUGCUGCGUGUGUCCGUGUCGGAGCUCCGGCUGUCUGGGAAUUACACACACGCAUUACUGUGGAGCGAGAACAGCUGUAACUCUCCUCAGACGCUGCUGCACACGGCCGCACACACACUCGCACACACACUCACCUGCACACACCUGCCGCCCGCCGCACAACUCGUCCUGCGCAGAGCUGGUGUGUGUGACGCUUGUUCGGGACCCAUGUUCGGCCCGGGUCUCAAGCUCAUCCGUCCCGUUCACGGUGCGUUUGGCCUUCAGUUCGUCCCCGUCAUGUUCCUGUGCUGUUCUCCUGCGUGUCUCCACAGCUUCAGGAAUCACAUCAACGAACAACCAGCGAGUGUGUGAUCGGACAAGAAUGAAUUUCUUCUUCUGUUGAUGCUGAUGGAGCUGCUGCAGCUUCACACUUCUCUAAAACACUUUCAAAAACAUGUUUCGCUAACACUUUCUAUGAAGACCAUGCUUAUAAUGAUUUAUAGCCACAUUUAUACUUAUUUAUAAGUAUUACUAUUCUAUAAAGACUCAUUAAGACCUAUACUGCAUUAUAAGAGCAGUUAUAGAUACAUUUAUAUUAUAAGCCAUGCGUUUGCUUUUUCAGUGUGCAUGAUCAUAAUUCAUUAUACACUGAUUUAUAAAUGAUCACAAAAUAGUUCCAGAGACACUUGUUUGCUGUUUCAGCUAGUCAUUAUGUCUUUAAUGAUUAAAGUUUGCAUUAGAGGUCAUGAAUGGUCAUUUUGAUUUGUUAAACUCAAUAUCUCCUCAGCCAUUUGCAUGGUAUUGUUUAUAGCAGUUUGGAAUUAUACUUUAAAAAUAUUGUUGCAGUGUUUUGCUAGUAUGUAACAUUAAAAAAAUAUACUUUUUUCAACUGUUUGUAUAAACGAUUUCCGUUUUUUUUAUUUCAUUACAGAAAUUGUUGUUCAUUAGUUACAUUUACAAGUAAGCUUAAAAUGUACACUGAGCACAUAUUUGUGAUUUCUUAACAUUUGAUUUAGGAAAUCCUGUGUUUUCACUUUACUCAAUGUAUUUAUAGAGAUUAGUAACUAUUAUUACUCACAAUAAGUAUUUAUAAGAACACAAAAUGGCUAUUAAUAACAAUAUAUUCACUAAUUUGACAAAUAAAUCUCAAUAAAAGUCAUUUUAACUAUAAUGUAACAUUAUAGCAAUGCAAGCUGCAUCUUUAUAAAUACAUUCAUGGAACCAUAUGACGGACUAAUUAAUACUUAUAAAUCAGUGUAUAAUGAAUUAUGAACAUGCAUUGAAAAGGAAAAUGCAUGACUUAUAAGUAAUUAUAAAAAUAAUAUAAAUGUAUCUUUAACUGUUCUUAUAAUGCAAUAUAGGUCUUAAUAAUUCUUUAUAAAUAUGUUUAUAAAAUAGUAAUGAAUAAGUAUAAAUGGAGCUAUAAUUCAUUAUAAGCAUGCUCUUCAUAGAAAGUGUUACCAUACUUUCAUUUUGAUUGUUUUGAACUUCUUGAGGCCAAAUACUGUAUACUUUAAUAUUCGUCAAUGUAUUAAUCUAGUGUUUAUAGAAUACAUUAUUGCACAGCAACUUUACAGUGACUGACUCAUAUGACACUCCCUCUGACUGGAGAAAAAUAUCCUUUAAUUAUAUGCUUUCUGUUUACUGUAAGCUAGAUUCAAAAUGUUUUAUGUAAGAAGUAAAAUACAGUAAAAAAUAUCUAGUUUGAAUAAUCAA
Megalobrama amblycephala (Wuchang bream) is the source of this 3393-nucleotide messenger RNA. It is a transcript of the gene lrrc63, whose product is annotated as leucine-rich repeat-containing protein 63. The coding region runs from base 874 to 2049 and encodes 391 amino acids. NCBI's taxonomy places the organism in Eukaryota, Metazoa, Chordata, Actinopteri, Cypriniformes, Xenocyprididae. The record is from RefSeq and is a predicted model, not a curated record. The transcript has 10 exons. Gene Ontology annotation, molecular function: protein binding.